This is a messenger RNA of Durusdinium trenchii, 906 nucleotides long. The record is from the annotation of a GenBank genome assembly. NCBI's taxonomy places the organism in Eukaryota, Dinophyceae, Suessiales, Symbiodiniaceae.
AUGGCCGAGCCCCAAGCACCUGCGGAGAUUGCUCCGGGAGUUCUUGCUUGCGAAGUGCCCGGGUGUGGUGUGGCUGCCUUCGCAGCCAAAGACUUCCAGCGUGGUGAUAUUGUGUUACAAGAACAAGCAAUUUUUAUCAGUGCUGUGGACACGCCCAGUCGUCGCAAUGAAGAGAUCUACAAAGCAUUGCUGGCAGAGCUGCACUCACGGCGAUUGACGGCCGACUUCACACCCAAUGCCCAUCUUGGAGCUCUAGUUGCCUUGAGAGAUUUGGGCGUUCAGGGUUGCAAGGACUUUUUGCUGAAGAAGUGCCAUGGAGACCCAGAGCAGCUUCCAAAUCCUCGCCUUGCGCGACAAGAGGCCGCGCCCCUUCGCCGCUGCAUUGCCUCCGGGAUUUUGCCGCCUGCUUGCGCUGCCUUACCUGCUGUGGAGUAUGCAAAACUCCGGAUGGCAAUCCAGCUCAAUGGGUUUAGGUUCAAUUUCAAUGCCCAAGAGGGCGACUUCGGCUAUGACACAGGAGAGGUUCUCUUCGACAAGAUCAGUCGCUUGAACCACUCCUGCACUCCAAAUCUUGACUUCAACCUCUCGUGGGACGCAGACAAUGAAACAGUGGUGAACACCAUCACAGCGUCCACGCCAAUCCGCACAAAUGAGGAACUCAAUAUCUCCUACUUGCCCUUGCGCUUGAAACUUCCCGUCGAGGAGCGCCGGGCGCAGCUGCUGAAGCAUUGGGGCUUUCAUUGUCGUUGCUCUCGCUGCUUGCUAGAAGGUGGAGCUCCAUGUGUGGCAACACCCGCAGUUUCUCGAAUCCCUCACAGGUCAGAUACCCGCAGCGAGGGCAGUGAUAGCGAAGGAAUUUGCUGGGAGGAUUUGUGUGAUCCUGAUGCAACAGACACGAAAUGCUGA